UCCCUCCACCCAACCCUUUACCCUUCUAUUCUAUUAUAUAUACAUCCAUCUCCACCUUUCCCAUCAUCAUUCAUCCAUACAUAAAUCCCAAUUAAUCAAUCCCCUUCAAAUUUCUCUGAUGGAUCAAUCUGGGUUUCAAGAUUUCUUGCCGUUAAUGGCGGAUAAGUUGGGUGGCGAAGGUCUGAUCGGAGAAUUAUGCAACGGAUUCCGGCUGCUUAUGGACGCCGACAAGGGUGUCAUCACUUUCGAAAGCCUCAAGAACAACUCGUCUCUUUUGGGUCUUGAAGAUUUGACGGACGAUGAUCUGAUGAGUAUGGUGAAAGAAGGUGAUUUUGAUGGAGAUGGAGCUCUGAAUCAGAUGGAGUUUUGUGUUCUUAUGUUCAGAUUAAGCCCUGACUUAAUGGAUCAGUCUCAGUUUUUGUUGGAAGAAGCUCUUGAACAAGAAGAAUUCAAUUAUUUGUAAUUUAUUUAGUAUUUUAUUAUCAUUUGAUGUUGUUUCCAAUUUAAUUUAAUUUAAUUUAAUUGCAUAAAGAUAAAAAGGAUCUUUUUUCUUUUGACCAAUUUGGUAGACGGUCAUUGUUGAAAAGUGUUGCUUCAAUAUUUAACCAUAAUUAACAU
This is a messenger RNA of Cynara cardunculus var. scolymus (artichoke), 618 nucleotides long. RefSeq names its product calcium-binding protein KRP1-like. The transcript has a single exon. Lineage: Eukaryota; Viridiplantae; Streptophyta; Magnoliopsida; Asterales; Asteraceae. Bases 119 to 463 code for a protein of 114 amino acids. Gene Ontology annotation, molecular function: calcium ion binding. The record is from RefSeq and is a predicted model, not a curated record.